Peniophora sp. CBMAI 1063 is the source of this 927-nucleotide messenger RNA. Lineage: Eukaryota; Fungi; Basidiomycota; Agaricomycetes; Russulales; Peniophoraceae. The record is from the annotation of a GenBank genome assembly.
AUGCUACUUAAUCCCCGGUCGGCCCUCGCUGGUCCAUCCCUUCCACUUCCACUUCACGCGCCCAAACAACGUACUAUGACCGUCUCGUCCAAGCCGGUGGUGCAUCUCUUUCCGCAUUCAUCGUGGUGUGCGUGUGUCAGGAUAACGAUAUUCGAACUGGGUUUAUCGGACUUGAUCGACAUACACACCGUGGACUUCCUGCGCGCUGAGAAUCUGACACCGGACUUCAUCACAAUGAGCUCAAACGCCACCGUACCCGUACUCUCUACUUCGGAAGGAGUGUACGGCGACUCAGUUUCUACGAUCGAAUACCUCAUUGCGCUCCACACAUCGCGCCAUGGUAGACGCAUCGCGCGAAGGACAGGCCUCGUUGAGGAGCUGCACGCCGAGGCCGUCGACUCCAAGUUCAUGACGUUCUCCGCUUGUAGCGACACAGAACUGUCAGCGAAAGCAUCUAGCCCCCUGCCACGGGGUCUAGUAUCACGACAAGAAUGGACACGAAAGUACGCCAACUCCCAAGCCGGGAUCCCGUUUGCUGCACGAUACGAGGCCAAAAUGGCACACGUCGAUCGUCUGAUCUCACUCUACGCCGGGACUGCCCCGCCAGCGGCGCGGCACGACUUCUUCGCAAAGAGCCGCGCCAACCGCACCGCCGCCCGAGCACUCAUAUACACCCGGCUUUCCGCCGCACUACGCCUCACUCCCGGUCCAUUUCUUGCCGGUGCCGCUCCAGGAGAAGACGAUCUACACCUAAUUGGCUGGCUUACGCAUGUUGCAUUCUGUUCGGGUGCACGCAGGCCGGAGGAUGCAUUGCGAUCUUUGCAGAUGAUGUUCGGCGAAGAACCGCCCGCUCAUGUCAGCAUGUUGUGGAACGCUUGGAUACGGCGGGAAAGCUUCGGAAAAGUGUAUGAAGCAGGCCUCUACUGA